This is a messenger RNA of Melampsora larici-populina 98AG31, 957 nucleotides long. RefSeq lists its product as uncharacterized. The coding region runs from base 1 to 957 and encodes 318 amino acids. The record is from RefSeq and is a predicted model, not a curated record. Lineage: Eukaryota; Fungi; Basidiomycota; Pucciniomycetes; Pucciniales; Melampsoraceae. The transcript is spliced from 5 exons.
AUGUCUAUCACAAUCUACGGCAACCUAACCAUGGCGGGAAACUCUUCCAUUACCAACACCAAUUCCAGCGGCGGCCCAACCCCUGCUCAGCUUAUCACGGCAGUACCAGAAGGGAACGCCUACGGGCGUGAACCAUCGGUUGAUGUAGAAGACUCCGUAGUAGAAGACCCCGUAGUAGAAGAUCAGGCCGUAGAACAGCUACCGAUGGAACAAUUAGCUCUGGAAGCUCCAUGUCGUCGACGCGGCCAAUCGGUUCCAAUAGCUCAACCUCCACGAGCACCUCGACGAGCAAAUGCCCCACCCCAGCGCCGCCGAUCUUCAAGAAUAGCUCUACGUAUUGAACGGAGGAACACACCACCCCCUAGACGUGCACUUCCAUCCGUGCAUGAAGAUUUUGACUACUGGUCAAAAAUCUGGACCUUGCCGCCCAAUCUUCUUUGCUACCUCUCUCCCGGGUGGCUACCGGAUUGGACCACUCGAGAUCUUCUUCGCCAGAUCAUCUGGCACUUCAAGCCAAAUCAGCGCAUCCCAUGUGGCGCUCUCAAAGCAAACAUCAUCGAACUCUUCGAACAUCAUGUUGCCUUCCAGUACGAUAACAUCAGAAGAUUCAGACUCGCAUUUGUUUUGUUAAUCGGAAUCGCAUUUGUAUUGUUUCAGCUCAAUGGUGUUGUUCGUCAAGGCAAAGUCAGAAACAGGCAAAACGGGACGCACCACGAAAACCAACUGCGAAGGCUUCGCUUGACACGGGCGACAGCGAACUUAUCAACACCUUUGCACGCUCACGAAGGGUCUCAAGCUCGCGACACGUCAUUCCAACGUGCUCUACAUAAUGUGGUGCGCCGAAGGUCUCUUAGUACUGGUGACCUGGGAGCCGUCAAAUUCCAGAGCUCUUCCAAAGGUCGAAAUCGGGAGCCUCUUUCAUGCGAAGGCGCCGAAGCAGCUCACAAACGAUCCUAG